Molecule: messenger RNA, 1001 nt
Organism: Mauremys reevesii (Reeves's turtle)
Lineage: Eukaryota; Metazoa; Chordata; Testudines; Geoemydidae
Product: transcription factor HES-5-like
Exons: 3
Coding region: 33-548 (171 amino acids)
Biological process (GO): anterior/posterior pattern specification; regulation of transcription by RNA polymerase II; regulation of neurogenesis
Cellular component (GO): nucleus
Molecular function (GO): DNA-binding transcription factor activity, RNA polymerase II-specific; protein dimerization activity; RNA polymerase II cis-regulatory region sequence-specific DNA binding
Source: RefSeq, a predicted model, not a curated record
CAGAUCUGUGGCCCUAACUGGCAAGGAUAAGAAUGGCUCCCAGCAACAGCUUCAUGGCCCAUGUGGAGGAGAAACUGCUGCCAAAAGAGAAGAAUAAACUCAGGAAGCCAGUGGUGGAGAAAAUGCGCCGGGACCGGAUUAACAGCAGCAUCGAGCAGCUGAAACUCCUGCUGGAGAAGGAGUUCCAGAGACACCAGCCCAACUCCAAGCUGGAGAAAGCCGACAUCCUGGAAGUGGCCGUCGGCUACCUGAAACAGCAGAGCCAGCUGCAGGCACAAAUGGUCAGUCAGAAGAGCCCAGAACAGGAUUUUAACACUGGUUACCUGCAGUGCCUGAAGGAAGCUCUGCAUUUCCUCUCCUAUUGUGAGUCUAAGAAGGAAGCUCAGGCCCGGCUGAUCAAGCAUUUCUGCAAAGCUCAGACAAUUCCAGACAACCUGUGCUCACCCCCCAUGCACAGCCCACCUUCAUUGCAGUGUCUGGGACCCAGGAAGCAUCCUUCCCAGAAGAACAUCCCUGUGGCUGUUGCUGCCAUCUGGAGACCAUGGUAGACUGGACAUUUGUGUGUGUGCUGCAAAACCAAAGGGAUCUUUGAUUUAAGGUCCCUCUUUAAAGUAGGAAACUUUGAUUUCCAGAAGGGGGUUUUAUUGUUUGUCAUGAGAAAUGGCCUCGGCAGUAGUUUCCCUUCAUAGUGAAGGAUGGUGUCUGUAUCCUGCAGCAAACAUGCUGCCCUUAUGGGUGGCUCCUAGCUGAAUAGAGGGCCAAGCCCUUUGCCACCUUACAGAGCAAAUCUCCCAUUGGCUUCCAUUAGAGUUUAGCUCAAUAAGGUCCUCUCUCCAAUGCCCUUUGAAGUCAAUGGGAAUCUUCAUGGAUUUCUAUGGGCAUUGAUUCAGGAGCUGCUUUGCCCUAUAUUAGGCAUUGACCUUCAGACAGACGGGGCAUUUGAGGAUGCAAUUUGUAUCACAAACAGAGUCUAGCCUUUACUUUUUGAGUGAAAGAUUUGA